This is a messenger RNA of Zychaea mexicana, 1377 nucleotides long. RefSeq names its product deoxyhypusine synthase. The transcript is spliced from 3 exons. Gene Ontology annotation, biological process: peptidyl-hypusine biosynthetic process. The coding region runs from base 118 to 1242 and encodes 374 amino acids. The record is from RefSeq and is a predicted model, not a curated record. Gene Ontology annotation, cellular component: cytoplasm. Lineage: Eukaryota; Fungi; Mucoromycota; Mucoromycetes; Mucorales; Lichtheimiaceae. Gene Ontology annotation, molecular function: deoxyhypusine synthase activity.
UCUACCGUUUCUCAGAACGUAAGAAUCCGGGCUUACAAAAAAAAAAGUUUCAGCUUGGACCUUCUCCACUCGCAAAAAAAAACUCCACACUUUUUCUUUUCUCGGAUCGCUUUUAGCAUGUCAACACAAAACGGCAAUCAGAGUACUCCUUCUGGCGCAGAAGCAGCUGUGCUGCUGAAGUCGGUUGAAAUGCCUGACGAUGCUGUGCUGAUCCAAGGUCCUGACUUUAACAAGAAACUCUCGCUGUCCGAUAUUAUGGGUACCUACCCUACAAUGGGGUUUCAAGCAAGCGGUCUCGGUGAAGCGAUCGACAUUAUCAAGCAAAUGCGCAAGUGGCGUCUGUCGGACGAGCCCAUUGCUGAAGACGAGCCAGACGAGUAUCGGGACAUGGAUGUCCGCAGAAACACAAAAUGCAAGAUUUUUGUGGGCUACACAUCCAACCUGGUCUCCUCGGGUGUGCGUGAGAUCCUGCGCUUCCUGGCUCAGCACAAAAUGAUCGAUGUGAUUGUCGCCACUGCUGGUGGUGUGGAAGAAGAUUUCAUAAAAUGCCUUGCCCCUACCUAUCUGGGCGACUUUAACCUCAAGGGUGCCGAUUUGCGCAAGCAGGGCCUGAACCGAAUUGGCAACAUGCUGGUGCCUAACAACAACUAUUGCAAGUUUGAGGAAUGGGUUAUUCCGAUUCUUGACAAGAUGCUCGAGGAACAGAAGAAGGAUGGCAAGAUCUGGACACCUUCUGCCAUGAUCCGUCGUUUGGGCGAAGAGAUCAACGAUGAGUCCAGUAUCUAUUACUGGUGCGCAAAGAACGAUAUUCCCGUCUACUGUCCCGCCAUUACCGAUGGUUCGCUGGGAGACAUGAUCUACUUCCACUCAUACCGCAACCCUGGCCUGAUUGUCGACAUUGCCGGGGAUAUCCGCGGCAUGAACACCGAAGCCGUGUUUGCCAAAAAGUCGGGCAUGAUUAUCCUCGGCGGCGGUCUCGUGAAGCACCAUAUCUGCAAUGCCAACAUGAUGCGCAACGGUGCCGACUUUGCGGUGUACCUCAACACGGCGCAGGAGUUUGACGGAAGCGAUGCAGGUGCUCGGCCCGACGAGGCAGUGUCCUGGGGUAAAAUACGAGGUGAUGGCCGAUCUGUAAAGGUCUAUGCCGAGGCCACCUUGGUGUUCCCGCUCAUUGUGGCAGAAACAUUUGCCAAAGAGUACCACGAGGAACAGGAAAAGACUGCGACUGGUAGUACAGCUUAAGGAUUAAUUUCAAUGUUCUUGCUUUUAAAACAUGCAUGCACCUCUCUCAACACACACACACACACACACACAUCUGUACAUGUCAUCCACACGCAUCCACUAAUCUUUUAAUGUUUAAAAGAGCUUUUGUAAGAG